ACACGUUUUUAACAUUUGGACGGGUAAUUCAGUCAGCUGAUUUAAUUGUUGUUCGACUCUUGUUUUAUUUUGAUUUUAUCCAGAAAUGGGCGAAAACGUACAAGGAACAUUCGUAUCUAAAAAAAUUUCCAAAAUAAGGUGGCAACAUAGAGAUUUUACAGAAGCAAAGAAUUUCUUAACCGGCAGUUGGGAUAACCCGAUAAAUAAAAUAACGUAUUGGACAUUUAGCACAAAUUAUGAUGAAGAACCAUCGCCUGUAGUCCUAUCAUCAUACUCAUUCCUUGGGGAUGUUACUGAACUAAAGUUUAUCAGCAAAGAUUUCUUCGUGGCUUCCUCAUCUUUAGGUUCGGUGAGAUUACUACAAGUUAAUGAAGAUACUUGUGCUGAAUUUAAAGAACAUAUGGCAUGGGAGUUUAUACAUAGUUUUAAAACAACAGAUUAUGCUUCUUGCACUGCAUUAUCUACUUUUGAGCAAGAUAUAGCUUCUGUGGGAGAAGAUGGAAAGCUUAAUCUCCUUACAGCUGUAGAGAAAAAACCAGUUAGGAUUAUUGAAAAUGCUGAUAGUUGCUCUAUAUAUUGCAUCGAUUUUUUAAAACACAAUGAAGUACUUACAGGAAAUUCAAGAGGACAUAUGAAGGUUUGGGAUUUAAGAAACGAUCGAGAUAUACCUGCAUCCACUUUUAUGCUUUCUGAUCAAGUUAAAGCAACAGCUACGAGUAUUACACAUCAUCCAACACAAAGACAUAUUGUAGUCGCGGGUGGAGACGAUGGCAGUUUAACUGUAUGGGAUUUGAGGCAAAAUACUUAUCCAAUGUCACAACUUAAUGCACAUGCCAAAGCUGUUAGUGAAAUACUUUUCCAUCAAGAUAGACCUGACAAUCUUUUCACUUGUUCUAUCAGUGGAGAAUUGUGGCACUGGAAUAAUGCACAAAGUUCAAAAUUGAAACUCGAUUCUACAGAUACACAUUGGUUAAAUACAAUUAGUGCAAAUGGAAAAGUUAAUGUGACUUCAUUGUGUGCUGCUAUGCAUAAACCAAUAAAUAGUAUUGAUAUCGACAGAUCAAUGCUACUUUUUGGAUGUGAUAAUGAAGCAAUGUAUAUAGUAAGAAAUGUUCUUGUGUAAUAAUAAUGUGUGUGAAGAUACAUUGUUUUUUAUAUCUUUAUUAUGCUUAAUAAACAAGUACCAGUA
Messenger RNA from Cataglyphis hispanica, 1189 nucleotides. Its product is annotated as nucleoporin Nup43. The coding region runs from base 86 to 1123 and encodes 345 amino acids. Lineage: Eukaryota; Metazoa; Arthropoda; Insecta; Hymenoptera; Formicidae. The record is from RefSeq and is a predicted model, not a curated record. Gene Ontology annotation, cellular component: nuclear pore outer ring. The transcript is spliced from 7 exons. Gene Ontology annotation, molecular function: protein binding.